AAGGAGCUCAUAUUCUAAUGGGGGAGACAUGCAAACAACUCUAGAUCUACAGGGUAUGUUCAGGGUAAACUGGAAGACAUCUCAGAGAGAGCACCAGUACUGAGGUGGCAGGAGAGAGAGUUAUACCAAGAGAGGCCUCUUACAGAAGGCUGGAUUAGAACAGUGUUUUGGAGGAAGCCAUGGAAGUUAGUAGGCUAAGAAGAGGAGGAAGAGUAUUCUAGGCAAGAGAGACAGCCAAUGCACCUGAAAUUUUGUCUAUUAGGGCCUUAGUUAUUCCUUGGAGCUUAUGCUGUUUUUUGCUUUUUUCUUGCUUUUAAAAAAGUUUUAAUUGAUUUAUUUUGUUUCUGCCAUCCCCAUAGUUUUCCCCAGGAUCCUGCCUCCACCUAUCUCAAAGAGCCUUCAAUUUUUUUAAGACAAAAAAAAAAGAAAGAAAAGGAAAGAAAUAUGUCCUAACUCAUUAAUACACUAGAAAGCAUGUACAAUGUACAACACUCGUGGGCCUCCUACCUCUGCAAAAGGGUGAGGUGAUUGUGUCUAGACUCUAUAUUCUUUCAAAACAAAUUCCACCCCCCACCCCCCCAGCUGCCCUAUUAUAUGAUUCAUGGUGGUUAGUUGGGGAGUGGCCCAUGCCCACAGUCCCCUCUUCUUCUGGAGAGGACAGAGGCAGUGAGUCCAGGAGUUCUGAGCUGGUCAGGCGUCACACUAAAUUCAGCAUUAUUAGAGACCCCUGAAAAGUAGAGGGAUACCUGAGGAGGGACAAAUGGGCCCAGAUCAGAAGUUAAAGCUUUGGUGCUGAUCAGGUGAGUUGCACUUCUAGCCUGGGCGAGAUUUAGAGUCCAAAUCUCAGAAGGAAAAAAAAAAAGAUUCAUAGUUAAAUUGAACUACAGAAAUAAUCUCAGCCUGUUGUCAGUGGUUAAAGUCCAAAGAGGAAGACAUUGCCUCCUUACCUGUGUAAGUCACUUUAUUCCAGGGAAUACAAGGGAAAAUGAGGCUGGCUUCCUGAAUCUGCUUCAUGUUUCUGGGAAGUCUAACAGGAAAUGUUAAAAAUGUGCCUUGCUUGAAAUAGGGCCAGGAAAAAAACAUCUAAAAGCGAAACUAACUGUUUUGGUUAACACCCUUCUCCUUGUGGGAGAACUUUCUGUCAUUGCAAAAAAAAAUAUUGCCUGUUUAAAGGUUAUAGAUGAUCAGAAGUGCAUUGCUUUCAUAUCAGAUAAGAUUUUCUUAGAAGAGACCUUCUGGCGGGACAGUCCAGAAUAUUUCAAGGCUGGAAAGGAUCUGAAGGAAUUUUUUCCUCCCUAGGAAUACCAGUAUUCCCUUUCUGCAUGGUGAACAUUCACAAUUGCUUUUUUUUUUUCAAAAGUCCAUGUUAGAAAGAUACAAUGUGAAUAAGAAGAUGCUUGUUGGGUUCAAAUGCUACUUAACCCUCAAGACUAGUCAAGGAGAGGAAAUAGUACAAGAAGAACCAAGCAUAGGACCCAGAACACCAGGGUUCAAAUCCUGACUCUGGCAUUUUCUCCCUAAGUGAUCUUGGACAAGUCAUUUAACUCUUCUGGAGUUUGGUUUCUUUACUGGUGCAAUGAAGAGGCUCAACCAAAUGAUCUGUAAGGUCCCAUUGCCACUUUAAAUCUGUUAUCUUGUGACCAUCAGAACCAGGAAGCUGGAAAGUUCACUUUCUUUUAUUGAACAGAGAAAUUUCUCUUGAGAUCUAUCUGGAUAAAACUGAAGAAGACAGCUUGGAACAGGGUGAGAGUUGCUUUCAAAGAAGGUGGCUACAAUGAAAUGCAUUUUGUAGGUCUUUCUUCCUCUCUCAGUUUGAUGGGGACUUGCUUCUCUGAAGAUAAAGCAAAGGAAAAUUCCAGAGAAAGAAUAUCCACACACGAUGGCCUUGGCGAGUACAAUGCAGAUACCAGCUCUUGGCCGUCCCUUAUAUCUGGGGACACUCUAUGACUGCCGCACAGAUACCUUCAUCCCUGGCAUCACGUUGUGGGACAGGGAGACCCUCGAGAGCAAUGUAACAAGAGAAGAGCAAUACAAGACUGAAUUUGAUAUCCUCACCUCUGACUCUCUUGGUGCAAAGACUAAUGCCAUGAACAUCCAUGGAGAUCUGAAAGCAAGUGUCCUCGGGGGGAUGGUUGAUAUAGGAGGCUCUGCCAAAUAUUUACGUGACACCAAGACAUCUAAAAAGCUAGUCCGAAUGACUCUCAAGUACAGUAUGACCACACAGUACUGUCAUUUAACAAUGAACCACCUGGGAUAUCAGAAUAUCUCUUAUCCUGAUGUGUUUGAUAAAGGGACAGCCACCCACGUGGUCACUGCAGUGCUCUAUGGGGCCCAGGCUUUCUUUGUGUUUGAUCAAAAAGUUUCCACUAAUGAAAGGGACAAGGACAUAGAAGGAUCAUUGAAGGCUGAAGUAGAGAAGAUUCCCAAAGUAGCAAUAAAUUUAGGAGGAGAAAUUAAAAAGGAGAAUAAUGAGAAAAUAUCAAGUCAGGAAUUCAAGUGUACCUUUUAUGGGGAUUUUGUUCUUGAGAACAAUCCAGUGACUUAUGAAGAUGCAGUAAAAAUCUAUUCCUCCCUUCCAAAGUUGCUUAGGGGCCAUGGAGUGCCACUUCAAGUCUGGUUGUACCCUCUGGAGAAGCUGAACUCCAAGGCAGCCAAGCUAGCUCGAGGGAUCAGCAUUAGCUUGAUAUGUGAGGCCCAGGACACUCUCGAGGAGUUAUGUGAGUAUAACAAGAAGUGUAAUGACAUGUUGAAGGCAUCAGAGCUCUUCGUUUUUUGUGCAACCAAGGAAAAACUCAGGCUAUUCCAAGAGCUAAAUAAGCAGCACAGUCAGAUUUUACAAAAGGAAAUAGCCAUGGUGUUACCCCUGAUCCGGAUGGGCAGAACAGAGGAAGAUAAGCUAGCCAACACUUUAACAAGGGAAAGCCAGUCCCCAUUCAGCUCUAGGAGGCUCUCAGAAUUCCUAGAUCAGACGUCCCUUGAGAUAAAGGUGGUAAAUUCCUACCUCACCCUUCUGAAGGAGGUGAGAGUCAUAGCUGACCAGAAUGAGUUAGAGGAUAUGGUACUAGGCUCUCCCCACCAAUUUGUCUUAGUGUUUGCAUUCACUUUUUUGCAUGAGGAACCCUUCUUAGCAGAUUGGAAACAGUGGCUUAGGAAUCCAGAUUCAUCCAGUCCUAGAUGUGAGCAAAAGGCAUAUUCCUCUUGGGUGAAGGACAAUGAGACAAGGAAAAAAGUAAAUCAAUUGGCAGAAUCCUUUUCCAAAUUUGCCAAGGCAAAUCAUUCCAGUGAAAAGACUCAGCUCCUUGUGGCAUCUGUCGCAGACCAAGAGACCAAGGGGGUCUCCAUUCACCUCUAUGAAAAGGGACUUCUGGUCAGCACCAGCUUUGAGCUACCAGUCAAACCUCCCCCUCCCCAGAUUGGUGGAGUCACACAUGAUUGUGUAGAGCUCAUAUUGACCUCAGCAUCUGGGAAGAAUAAGAUCACUGGUUAUCAAGUUGAGUACCAAGUUGUAGGAGAAGAUGACUGGACCACCAUCCCUGUGUCUGGAAAGCCAGAGGAGUUCAAAGUGAGGGGGCUACAGCCUAGCACAGAGUAUGUGUUCCAGUGUGCUAAUGUGUGUGAAGUAGGACGGGGUGAAAGCAGUGAUGUGAGCUGUGCUGUGAGAACACUUCCUCCUACCAGCCCUCCUGGGAAGCCAAAAGCUGUUGUGGUGGGGCCACAGUGUGUAAGCCUCCAGUGGCAGGGUCCAAGUGUUGUUGGAGCAGGAGUCAAGAUCAAGGAAUACAGAAUAGAGUAUAGAGAGAAGACUGAGGCUGUGAGUGAGGAGGGGGAAGGUGAAUGGUGUGAACACAGAACCGGAAAUGAUAAGAUGGACUGUGUCAUUGAUGGACUGACACCUCAGACUGUGUACUGGUUCCGAGUUUCAGCUGUGUAUGACAGCAGCUGGAGAAGUGAGAGCAGUGAGAAGAGUGACCCAGUGAUGACCCUCUCUACCACAGAGGAAGCUACAGACUCUGGGCUUGGAACUAGCAGAUGCUCUGAGGAGAUAAGAAUUAUCCUCCUGGGGAAGACAGGAUCUGGGAAAAGUGCAACAGGAAACACUAUCCUUGGCCGGGAAGCCUUUAAAUCUGAAUUAUCUCCAGUCUCAGUAACCAAGAAAUGUGAAAAAGCAAGAUGCAUGAGGAAUAACAAGAUAUUUUCAGUGAUUGAUACACCUGGCGUUUUUGAUACAGAACAAAGUACCCAAAAAACUUUACGAGAACUUGCAAAGUGCCUGGCAAUCUCCUCCCCAGGGCCUCAUGUAUUUGUUCUUGUCAUGCCUUUAGGUUGCUUUACUGAAGAAGAGAAGAGAACCAUUGAACUCAUUCAAAUGAUGUUUGGAGAUGAUGCACUGAAAUACACCAUAUUCUUAUUCACUAGAAAAGGGAGGUUGAAGGGGCAAAGCAUAGAUGACUUCGUAGAGAAAUAUAAUGACCAGGACUUUAGGGAGUUGAUACAAAGGUGUAGGAGACGGUAUUGUGCUUUUGACAAUGAUGCCACAGUGGGAGAAAAGGAACAACAGGUCAAGAAGUUCAUAGCAAUGGUCAACCAAAUGGUGCAGGACAACGGAGGCUCCUUCUACAGCAGUGAAAUUUACACUUGUGUUGAGAAUAUUAUCAGAGAAGAAAGAAAAAGGGUGAACCUGAGGAGACAGAAUGUCUUGCAGGAAAACAAUAAACUUUCCUGUGUCACAGAACAAUCUGAUAGAAAAGAAGGAAAUGAUAAGAGUAAUCUCUUUAAAAGGGUGAUUUGGGCCAUUCUCAAUGCUUUACCUAAAUUUUGGGAAAUGAUUCAUUCUUUUAUCCAGAGUUUUAAAACUCAGUUUGGAAGAACUUCCAUUGUUUUAAGUGCUUCUUAGGAUGGUAGCUUUUGCCAAUGAUGAAAACACUGUAUAUUUAAUAUUUUCCAAUACCCUUUCUCCCCUCAUAUGAGUAUGAGGAAUCUCAUCAUAGGUAGAUCAGAAGGUAGAUCAGAACUUUUAAAAAUCCCUUACUAAGCAGUUAUCUGAGUUCCUAUAUGGUCCAUCCUCCUCUGGCCCUGAUGCUGCCCCACACCUCUGAAAAUUACCUUUUGGCUAAACCCCUGUGGAUGAAUUUCUCUUGCCUUAACAAAAGGUGGUCUUUGGAAAAUAGAUGUAUUGUCUGUGAUGAAGCCUAUACUCUAAGGAGGUCCAACCCAAUAGGAAACAUCAGAGUUUGUACCCCUUACAAAGCUUUCAAGAACUCAGGUUAUCUCCAUUGUGGAAAGGAAACAAGACUGACAGUUUGUGUGGGGGAAGGGCCAACUGGGAGUGGCAGUUGGGUCUUGUGACUAGCACUUCCUUCCGGUCGGGGGAAGACUAGAGGACUUGCUUCCAGGUAUUGGAGGAGAGAGGAGCUUGUUCAGCCCAGUCUGGAGUGGCAUGCUCUUCUUGGUUCAGCCCAAAGACACAGGCUUCUAAAGGUUAGAAUUGUUCUUGUUUGCUUUCUGUGUACUGCUAAGAUUCUGAAUUAGAACAACAAGAGUAGACGGGAGUGGGACAAACUCUCCGCCAGCCUCUAGGGCCUGGCCCUAUACUCUGAAGCUAAGGAAAAACUCCAAUUCCAACUGGAUUAUUAAACUUUAUAUUAUUUGAAUUCGCAGUCAGAUAAGUGGACUAUCUUUUCUGGUCAUAGAUGGAGUUGAACUUCAGUUUCAGUCAUUCAAAGACAAACCAUCCUUAUUGGACCCCUGCUGUUUCCUCUCAGCAGGGGGCAUCUCCCUCCCUUGCCUCACCAAGCAAUAUUCCCUCUCUCCCUUUAAUUCCUCCUUACCCCAUACAAACCUCCCAUUAUUCCCCAUUUAUCCCAUUUUUCCCAAUCCUAUUUCCUUUCCCAAUAAAUAUUACACCAUGUUAGGAUGAAGUACAUAGCAGGAACUACAGAAAUAUGUCUACAAAUUAGCCUUUAGGCAUAUCCAGAGAUACCCAGGGACAGAGGUAGCCCACAAGACACUGUGUCCAUUAGGAACACAAAAGGAGAAUUUUCCCCUGAGAAUUACUCAAGUUUAUCAGAGAGGGAAUCUUGGAAGCCCCAGGGAGCAACAGUAGGCAGCAAGCUACAUGCUGUUGCAGUGCUUGGAGAGGGUCAUCUCAGACCCAGGGGCUUUGAUGUCCCAAAUGCUCUCUACAGGUACUAAGAUUCCAGGGAGGGCCUCAAAUAUCCAGACUGGGGGGCUCAUUCUGGGAAACAGAAGUCAGCACAAGAGCUCAAAGGAACUAGGGUGAGACCAAUAUGCUCAAUCCAAAAGGGCAGUAGAGAACCUGGCCUGAACCUAGCACAAAGUGCCAAUUCAGAAAUUAAAGCUGGAGAUAAAUAAAUCAAAGAAAAACAAUGGCCAGUAUAAAAAAUUAUUGCAGAUAUAAACAUGCUCUGGAAGUAUAAGCAAGAAACCCUAUAAAACUGCAAGCAGAGAUCCAAAUGAAAAAUAAAUUUUCCAUAAGAAUUAAGUGAAUAUCUAGAAGAAGUAAAGGAAGAUGUUUUAAAAAAUAAAAAUAGCUAGCAUCUUUAUCCUCACUAAAACCUUAGAAGAUAGAUGCUAUUAUUCCCAUUUUACAGACGAGGAAACUGAGGCAAGCAGGAUGUAAGUGAUAUUCACAUCCAGCAAUUGUAUGAGGCUGAAUUUGAAUUCAGGUCUUUCUGAAUCCAGGUUCAGGGUUCUGCCAGCUGAAUCACCUUGCUGAUUAAAAUAAAAUAAAAUUCUGGAUGAAAGAACUAGAAGAAGAAUAAGUAGAUUAGAAGAGAAAAUGCUAAACCUUACACAAGUAAUAGAGUUCCUAAAUAUUGGCAUAGGUCAAACAUAUUAUUGGCUCCUCAAGAUAUUUAAGAAAUAUUUGAACAAAAUCAAAAGACUGAAAAACGUGUAAGAUAUCAGAUAUCAAAAACAAUAAAACUGGCAAAUAAGUCUCAGAGAGAAAAUUUAAGAAACAUUGAACACCCUUAAAAUUAACAUUUUAAAAGGCCAAACUCUAUAUUCAAGAAAUUGUGAAUUAAAAAUGCCUAGUCCUAUUAGAACCAAAGGACAAAGUCAAGCAAAAAAGAAGUCAUCGAUUAUCUCUUUUAAAAAAGUCAAAAUGCCAACGUUAUCGUAGCAAAAAAGUAGCAUAAAAUAGAAAAUAAAAAUAAAAAUUACUAUAAGGAUCCAGAAAGAAGUAGGUCAAGCACCGAGGAUAGUCAGCAUCAUACAAUAUAUGGUCACUUCACCCAUAAAUGAAAAGAGAUCUCGAAUAUUUCAUAAGUCAAAAUGGAAAGGCUGACAAUCAAGAUUUAUUUCCCCUAAAAUGCAGAGUAUAAAACUACAGGGGGUAGGGAAGUAAUAGAUUUUUAAGAAAUUAGAGGAUUUUUGAACAUUAUUUAUGAAAAGAACAGAACUGAGUAAGAACUGAAACCAUGAACGCAAGAGUCAAGUGAAACCAGGAAAGGUAAUUUAUUUGACCAUUUGGAAGGAGCUAUAUGAUGACUGCGUCUUGAGGCUAACAUUUAAUAGGGGGGUUAAGUAACCAGUGUUUUACAUCCUAAAUAUCUUCAAAAGGUAUUGAAGGAGUUGUUAAUUAGGAGGUAGUCCUUCCCCAACUGACAGGUAAAGUUUUAUAUAUAUGCCUCAAAAGUAUCAUUGUAGAACUUUCCAGUUAGCCAGAGUCUAUGAAAGAACCAUGUUCCUCAGGACAAAGAAGUUGCAAAAAUCUACAGACUAAAUAGAGCCAGGACUCCCUAAUAUACAGGAACUAAUUUAGGGACUUUUUAAUCCAGGACCCUGAUAUAAAAGUAAUACAGAAUAUUAAAGAUAAAUUCUCAUAGCCAGGAGAUCAUUAUAUAUAGGAAAAGCAAUAUGGUAAUGAUGUCCAACUGUGAAAGACUUAGUCAUUCCAAUCAAUACAAAGAUCCAGAACAAUUUAGGAAGACUAAGGAUAAGAAAUACUAUCUACUACCAGAGAAAGAAUUAAUGAACUCUGAGUUCAAAUUCAAGUACAAUUUUUUUACUUUAUUUUUCUUACUUCUUUUUGGUACACUAGCUAAUUUGGAAAUUUGUUUUGCAUAAUUUCACAUGUAGAAUUAAAAUAUUGCUUGCUUUCUCAGUGAGUGGGGGAGGGACUGGAGAGGAAGAAAGAAUGUUAAAAGAAUAAUAAAGCAAAAUAAAUAACAAAUGGGAAAAAUGGUUUCUUUUAAUUAUCUCUUCAUCAAUAUUUAAAUUGCCACCAUCUUAGUCUACAUCUUUACCAAUUCAUACCUGAAUUAUUGCAGCCUCUCAGAUGAUUCCCUUGACUCUAGAAUCUUCUUAUUCUGGUGUGUGCUGAGAACCAGUGCUUUCUGAAUAAUCCAACUUCAAAAGCAAUUUCAACAUGCCAUUCCCAUGCUCUAAAACCUGUAAACCUUAAAAUUCCUUAGACUUAUGAAUGUUGGAAAUUUCACCAUUGGGAAAUUUCAUACUUGGAAAAUUUCUUACUGAUAGUCUAUUGGAAUGUGAACCCCAUUGGCAUGGGAGGUUCCUCCUCCUCCCUUCUUAAGAUUACUUUAGGACAGAAACCUUUUGCUGAACAAUGGAAAGGACUUUGACCUAUGCUUAAGCAUAGAACAGGAAUUUCUUUGAGUCAUGAUUGAUUUUAGAAUUGAUACAAUGGAGAUACUUGGAAUCAAUCUCCACCCUACUCAGUCCUAACAGGAUUGAGGAAGGGCUGUAGCAAAGGAUCAAAGAUUUAAUUAUUUGAAAAUAUGACCUUCAACAGACAUGUGCAAAGCCAGAGACCUCUGGGCGGUCCUGGGUUAUGCUAGAGCCUCCAUUGGCACAGGGAAAUUGAUGGACAGUGAUUGGUAGAUGUGAGAACUGAGGGGAGGCAACUUGGAUGGUUUCCUUAAAGAUAGAGGGGUCUGAAGACUCAGGACGGGGGUUGAGGAGUUUGUCUGAGUGGUUGGAGUGUGCUCUGAGAAGCUUGCUCUGAAGGAAGCUGAAGGUGGGGGCCUUUGAGACUGUUUCUCCAUUUUGGUCACGUGAGUAAUAGGGACUGAUCUCUUUUCUUUGCCCCAGCUAUCUAAGGGCUUGGGCCUUUUGGCCCAGCCUAAACAGAGGGGGUAUUUAAGCCCUAUUCCCUUCUCUCCCCUUUCUUUCUCUCUCUCUCUCUCUCUCUCUCUCUCUCUCUCUCUC
This is a messenger RNA of Monodelphis domestica (gray short-tailed opossum), 9192 nucleotides long. The record is from RefSeq and is a predicted model, not a curated record. Lineage: Eukaryota; Metazoa; Chordata; Mammalia; Didelphimorphia; Didelphidae.